AUGGCGGAAUCUCAGCGCUCCCGUGUUUUCUUCGACAUUCAGAUCGGUGAUGAGAAACCUGCUCGCGUUGCGUUUGAGUUGUUCGACGAUGUCGUCCCCAAGACCGCAGACAACUUCCGUGCCCUCUGUACCGGAGAGAAGGGUAUUGGCCAGCAGGGCAAGCCAUUGACCUACAAAGGCUCAAUCUUCCACCGUGUGAUCAAGCAGUUCAUGAUCCAGGGUGGUGACUUCACGGCAUUCAACGGUACCGGCGGCGAAUCGAUCUACGGCGAGAAAUUCCCCGACGAGAACUUCGACCUCAAGCAUGACCGUCCCUUCCUUCUUUCAAUGGCCAACUCCGGCCCCGGUACCAACGGCAGUCAGUUCUUCGUUACUACCGUCCCUACUCCUCACCUUGAUGACAAGCACGUCGUAUUCGGUGAAGUGAUCAACGGCAAGAGCAUCGUCCGCAAGAUCGAGAACAUGCAGACCUCCUCCGACAAGCCCAAGGUGGACGUUACCGUGGUGGACUGUGGUGAGCUCAAGGGCGAAGACUUUGAGAACGCCAACAAGCGUAUCCAGGACGCGACUGGCGACCCAUAUGAGGAUUUCCCCGAGGACUUCCAGGGCGAAGAGCUGACUGCGCCUCUGGCAUUCAAGAUCGCGUCCGACCUGAAGGGUUUCGGAAACACUGGAUUCAAGAAGGGAGAGCUCGCCUUGGGUCUGGAGAAGUACCAGAAGGGUCUCCGAUACCUGAACGAGUUCCCCGACCCCGGCGAGAACGACCCCAAGGAGCUGGCCGAGCAGAUGAAGUCUCUCCGUUUCAUCCUGCACUCCAACUCUUCCCUGUUGGCUGGCAAGCUUUCUCAAUUCCGCGAUGCCCAGACCUGGGCUACAUAUGCUCUCCAAGUUGCUGAGGCUGCUAAGGCCAAGGACGCCGAUAAGGCUAAGGUUCACUACCGCCGUGCUGUUGCAUACAUUGGUCAGCGUGAGGAGGAUGAGGCUCUCAAGGAUCUGCAGACAGCUCUUAAAUUCGCUCCUGGAGAUGCGGCUAUUACCAACGAGAUCAGCAAGGUUAAUGCGGCUGUCAAGGCUCGCGAGGUUAAGGAUAAGGCAGCUGCUAAGAAGUUUUUCUCUUGA
Messenger RNA from Penicillium angulare, 1119 nucleotides. RefSeq lists its product as uncharacterized. Gene Ontology annotation, molecular function: protein binding; peptidyl-prolyl cis-trans isomerase activity. Gene Ontology annotation, biological process: protein peptidyl-prolyl isomerization; protein folding. Gene Ontology annotation, cellular component: intracellular membrane-bounded organelle. The coding region runs from base 1 to 1119 and encodes 372 amino acids. Lineage: Eukaryota; Fungi; Ascomycota; Eurotiomycetes; Eurotiales; Aspergillaceae. The transcript is spliced from 5 exons. The record is from RefSeq and is a predicted model, not a curated record.